This is a messenger RNA of Coffea arabica (coffee), 327 nucleotides long. The record is from RefSeq and is a predicted model, not a curated record. Lineage: Eukaryota; Viridiplantae; Streptophyta; Magnoliopsida; Gentianales; Rubiaceae.
AUGAGUUUAGAGGAGGCCGGUGCCCAACGGAAGUUGGAUUUGCAAGAAUUGGAGGAGAUUCAGAACGAAACCUACGAAAAUGCACUGAUUUAUAAGGAGAGAAACCGGACAUUUCAUGAUCAACAAAUUUCUAGAAAAACCUUUGAAGUUGGUCAGAAGGUCCUCCUAUACCAAUCCAGGCUCAAGCUAUUCCCAGUUGAAAUCCGGAGUGCUAAGACAGACAACAAGUUUGUGGUGAACGGACACCGCCUCAAGUAUUAUUACGAAGGUUUCUUAAGUGGAGAGGUUGAGACAGUAAGUCUAGACACACCACCGUGUCCUAAUUAG